Messenger RNA from Penaeus chinensis, 696 nucleotides. RefSeq lists its product as uncharacterized. The record is from RefSeq and is a predicted model, not a curated record. Bases 1 to 696 code for a protein of 231 amino acids. Lineage: Eukaryota; Metazoa; Arthropoda; Malacostraca; Decapoda; Penaeidae. The transcript has 2 exons.
AUGGAGUAUGUUGGAUGUAGAGAGGAGGAAGAUAGAACGAUGGAGAAGGGUUAUAGAAGGUGGGGUUUAGAGAUCAGCAGAACCAUAACCGAGUAUCUACCAUUUAAUUGUCAAGAUCACAUUGAAAACAUCAAGGUAGGAGAAGUAAAAUGUGUUAGAUCGUUUAAAUACCUAGGUUCAGACAUUACAAGUAGUAGAGACAGGGAUGUAGAGUUAAACAACAGAAUCCAAUCAGCAUGGGCAAACUGGAGGAGAACAUCGGGUGUCUUGUAUAAUAAGAAACUGAAAGGAAGGCUUUAUAAACGCGUUGUCAGGCCUGGAGUGAUGUACGGAGCAGAGACUUGCUUAAUCAAAAAGGACAAGGAAAGAAAAUUAGAAGUAGUAGAAAUGCACACGUUUAGGUGGAUGUGUGAAGUGACCAAAAACGAUAGGAUUAGGAACAAGAACAUAAGGGGUACAGUAAAGGUAGCAGAAAUAUCAAAGAAACUACAGGAAAGGAGACUACAGUGUCAUGAGUUAACAGCAUCAAUGUGUUUCCGAGGAAUGCGGGGACGAUCUAACCUGCUUCGAGGCGGGAGGAUGUUGCGUUUGGUAAAUACGAGAUAUAUUACACCUGAACAGAAUUAUUGCAAGAGGCUGGUAUUUGGCAUCGACAAGAUCCUGAAACAGUUCUCUGAAGUGAAAGCAUAUGAUUAG